UCACUGUGUUUGUAAGAACAGUGCCAUCGGUGUUCAGAGAGGAAUGCAGGUUUGUGAUAAGCAAGAGUGACGACAGAGUGGUAACCACAGAGAGGGACACAGUGUCUCACAAGAACCAGACUAUCAGACUAGCUCCGAACUGCAACACCAGAGGAAUUGGAUAUGUAUGGAGGAGAGCUGUCACUAUAGAAUGGAGGACGGCAGGACUGUCCAGCAGAGACGUGGUUACAGUGAAGUUGGAAUCAUGCUGGGUGUAGAUAGAGCAUAGCUGGAGUCAGAUGUUCGAUCAGAGGGAGAAUAGAAGACGGCUACACUCUGCAGUCCUAGUUCUCAAGUGUCCAGGACCAGCCUGUCUCCUCUGGGUCCAGCGGGUCAGAGGCAUGGCUCCGGGUCCAUGUGAAGUGGAUCACUGUGGUUCUAAUUGGGGUCCUGAUCCUGGGAGUCUCUGCCUGGCUCCUCACUGUGUUUCUCUGCUCACAGCACGCUCAGACAGCCCAGGCCACUUCACUCUGCCAGUCUCCUGCCUGCCUGUCUGCCUCAGUGCGGCUGCAGUCCUUCAUGAAUUCAUCCGGGACAUGCCGGGACUCCUUCCAGGUCUCUUGCGGGUGGGAAGCGAGAGAGGGGAGAGGGAAGAGAAGAGAAAGGGGAAGAGAGACAUUUGAACUGCAAUCCCUACCUCCAGCCAGCAGGUGGCAAGUAACCUGGGAGCACAACCUGAGACUGCUGCGUGCUCUCCUGGAAAAUCCAAACUAUACAGCACCGCUCAGCUCAGCAGAAGAGAAGGCGAAGAGGUUCUACCGAGCUUGUAUGGACCAGAACCGGGUCAUUGAGCUGGGGGCCAAACCCAUACAGGAGGUGAUAGACAAGCUCGGAGGCUGGUCAUUGGCUGGAGUCUGGAAGCCGACAGAUUUCAACAAGACCCUGCAGACCAUCAUGAGAGACUACAACACCUUCCCGUUCUUCAGUGUGUACAUCGACCCUGACCCACUCAACAGCUCAGAGAACCGCAUACAGAUUGACCAGCCUGAAUUCCAGAUCUCCACUCAAUUGAACAGCAACGACUUGAAGGCAAAAGUUGAAGCUCUGCGUCUCUACUUGCACUACACUGUGUCUCUGCUCCUCCUCCUGGGCAUCGAGGCCAACUCCACCUCCAUUCCCACAGCCCCCCUCAUCAUCUUCGCAUCGCAGCUCAGCAGCGCUGCUGCUGGCCUGGAGGACAGACAACAGCAGGGCCGGCUCUACCAGAGAAUGAGCAUCGCAGAGCUGCAGGCCGCUGCCCCUGCAAUUGAUUGGCUGGGCUGCCUGCAAGCGACUUUUCACCCCAUGCAACUCAGCGAAUCAGAGCCAGUUUUGGUCCACAACCUGGCUUACCUCAUCAGUAUGUCACGAUACAUUAACAUGUUCACACCUGGUGGCGAUGUGAACUCCUAUAUGAUCCUGUCUGUGCUCCACACUCUCUCCCCAUCUCUGGAUCCCAGAUUCACUGAGGCCAAGAGGAACCUCAGUCAACAGCUGGGAGAGAAGACUGAGGUCAUGACCCCCCGAUGGAGGAAGUGUGUCACAGAAACAAACAUGGCGUUUGAGUCCGUGCUGGACGCUAUGUUUGUACGCAAAGCUUUCUCCAAGGAAAAACGAGACAUGGCUGCAGAGAUGAUCAGCGAUCUCAAAUCCACCCUGCAGACCAAACUAGUCAAUAUGGAAUGGCUGGAUGAGGAAGCCAGGAGCACAGCCCUGACGAAGAUUAGUUCACUGGCCAUCAAGCUGGGACACCCUGCAAGCACACUGGAUCAGACUGGACAGGACCAGCUUUACAGUGAGUUCAAUGUGAGUGAGGAGCUGUACUUCCACAACACUCUGCAGUACCUCAAGUUUGCAAACAAGCAGAUGGUGUCUCGACUGAAGAGGGAAGCCAGGAAGGAUGACUGGCUGGUCAGCCCGCUGUCUGUGAAUGUCGAUCACACCAUUCGAUUCCACGACCUCGUCUUCCCAGCCGGCCUGUUCCAGGAGCCGUUCUUCCAUGUGGAUUAUCCCAGAGCUGUGAAUUUUGGAGUAAUUGGAACCGUCAUUGCCAAUGAGUUCUUGCAGACUCUGUACAAAACCAUAGGUGUCAGUCAGCGCUUUCUGCUGAAGAUCGCGGAGUGCUCGCAGCUGCGGGAGCUGAAUUAUGCACAAACCCUGCAGGAGGACUGGACCAAGAAUGGAGCCCUUCACAUUUCCUUGCAAGCGUACAAGAGCUGGUUGAGCAGAAAGCAUUUUGACUCCAAACUCCCCAGUCUGGCCAACCUGUCUAAUACAGACCUCUUCUACAUCAGUUACACACAGGUGAUUUGCGGCUUGGUGCGUGACCCUCACGGCCAGGUCAAUAGGGGCGUGGCCAAUCCCUCCGAAUACUCGCAGGGGUUCAACUGCCCCCCCGCUUCACCCACGAACCCGUCAGAGAGAUGCAGCUUGUGGGCAUGAUGGGAUGCUAGCCCAUCGCUGGAUGUGGAUGCGCCUUAAAGAAUACCCUUAUAACUGUGUCUCACAGUACAAGCACAGCAAAGUGUAAUAAAGUAUGGCAAACCAAGGUAAACUAUGGCAAAUGCAUAGUAGAACUGUGAGCCGUGAGCAAAGCAUGAGGUAAAACUGAUACAAUACUGGGGUCAGCUUUAAAUGCCAUUUCAAAGGCUUGUUUAUGUUCGUCGCACUGUCCUGUCUGGUUACUGUUUGAAUCAUUCUGUGUGGUUCUGGUUCACGUUGUUCCUGUUUUGAGUCCUGGCCCUUAAGGUUCUCCAGGCAGACUCACAGCCCGGCUGAACCCAGAACCAAACAGAACUCCAUCCAUAACAAAGGGAAUUGUAAAAGAAGAAAAAAAAAACAUUACAACAACAUAUUGUAGCUACUUAGAAUUGUUACCUCCUAUAUUGAAAUGACUUUGUAUAUAAAUGAAAUGGAUACGUGUCUAUAAUUUUUAUGCCCUGCAAAUAAUAAAAAUAAAUCAAUCUGGAGAAUAUUUAUGCCAAUUGAUAACUUGACAAUAUAUUCAUGUUAUGCCUGUUGCCUCCAGCUGUUUCCAGUAGCUUUGUACUUGAAACCUGGUAAAAGGCAGCCAGGCAAAUUCCCUGCUUUAAAACUAGGCAGCCCGGCUUUAACAUUGGGGUCUAUGGGGUGAAACAGUCUGGCUUUAACAUUGGGGUCUAUGGGGUGAAACAGCCUGGCUUUAACAUUGGGGUCUAUGAGGGGAAACAGCCUGGCUUUAACAUUGGGGUCUAUGGAGGGAAACAGCCUGCCUUUAACAUUGGGGUCUAUGAGGGGAAACAGCCUGGCUUUAACAUUGGGGUCUAUGGGGUGAAACAGCCUGGCUUUAACAUUGGGGUCUAUGGAGGGAAACAGCCUGGCUUUAACAUUGGGGUCUAUGAGGGGAAACAGCCUGGCUUUAACAUUGGGGUCUAUAGAGGGAAACAGCCUAGCUUUAACAUUGGGGUCUAUGAGGGGAAACAGCCUGGCUUUAACAUUGGGGUCUAUGGAGGAGGGGAAGGGAGGGAAGGGCAGCCUGGCUUUGAGCUAAAAUUUGAAGACGUCCUCCACUGGUAGCACAGGGGGGUCUUCUUUGUGUAGUGUCUGGUAGAGAAUUUGCCUCAUAUGUUUUCCAAUGUAAAUGCACAACACAAUCUCAGGAAUUUGUACAGUAAAAGUCUGGCAAUAACUUAUUUUUAGUUACAAAAGUCUAAAAUGAUGACUUCGGCAUCUUCAUGAGUGACUAAUUAUUUUCAUGAAUUUGUACAAUAAAUAGAAUGUAACUUUGAA
This is a messenger RNA of Acipenser ruthenus (sterlet), 3786 nucleotides long. Its product is annotated as endothelin-converting enzyme 1-like. The record is from RefSeq and is a predicted model, not a curated record. Gene Ontology annotation, biological process: protein processing. Lineage: Eukaryota; Metazoa; Chordata; Actinopteri; Acipenseriformes; Acipenseridae. Gene Ontology annotation, cellular component: plasma membrane. The coding region runs from base 559 to 2460 and encodes 633 amino acids. Gene Ontology annotation, molecular function: metalloendopeptidase activity. The transcript is spliced from 19 exons.